CAUUCAUUGGCGCUGUGCCGGCCCGCCGGUCACAAGCGAACGGAACGGAGCGACACGCGCGCGUGUAACGAACUUUUUCGACAUUUAAAAAUAAACGAAUGUGACAGUUUGAAAAUUUGAAUUUAUAUUCCAUGUUUGUGGAUUGAUGAUUCGUGGUUUUGAAGUGUCAUUUGUGUUUUGGUGUAAAGAUGUUUAUUUUGAAUAUGUGCUGAGCUGAGAUGCUUCUUGGAGAACAGUCACCGGCACCGCGAGUGGUGGCCGGCCUGAGGAAGUUACGUCCGGAGCUUACUCCAGGACCUUUUCCUACACCUACGGACCCUAAUUUAAGGAUAUCAGGAGUCCUCCGCCAAUACUACAACGAUGACAUGGACUCGUACGCGUGGGUGCGCGCCGCCGUCCGCGGCGGCUGCCUGCUCGCCUGGCGCGACGGCACCCUCCCCCGCCGCCCUGCCGCCCGCCUGCCCCUCCGGCACCUGCACCUGCGCCCGGCGCAGACGCUGCCCAACGCCUUCCAGCUGUCCAGAUUGCGAGAUGACGCUGCCGUCGCUACAUUUCAGGCUUGCAACGCAACGGAGUACGCACGCUGGGUGCGCGCGUUGUGUGUCGAAAUCCUCGGCCAAACGCCGCUCCCACAAGUCCGAUUUUUGGAUGUGCUUUCCGCCGCGGACACCGCAAUCCGGGAGCCGAAGAAGCCCCCCCAGGAUACGCCUUCAUGCCCACCCAGACCCCCGCCGCGCGCCCGACGGAGGCUCAUAUCCUCGCCUGAGACACAGCUGCCCCAACGGGACCACUCCCCCGCUGCGACGGACGAGGGCAUCGUCGUCGAGGACGACGACUACGACUCAUCGUCCGACCGCAGCCUCGACCUCUCCCUCUCACUGUCCCUCGACGCCUUGAAGACCACGGACGUGGUCGAUGCGCCCGUAAGGAAAGCGGAGGUCGUCAAAUGUGACAAUUGCAGCAAAUUGAGCGCGCCGCAACAUCACACGCUGCCGCGCGCGGCGCGAUCCGGCGAAACGGAGCAAGGUCGCCACCGGUACCUAAAACGUUGGGAGGGGACGGCGGGCGGCGCAGAGCGGGGCCGUUACGCUUUGGAAGCGGCAAGGCGGAAAACUUCAUCACUAGAGCAGAGAGCGAGGUCCUGUUCGCCUAACGCACAUGAGGCUGUCGCUCAGUAUGUUCCAGUGAAAGAGCGUAAAGCGCUCUUCGAGUCUUUAUCCCAAAGUGGAAAUAGUUUAGCGAGGAGUACAGAACAGCUGACACGAUUAGUUGUGGUCCCGGAGACGACUCCUCGCCGGGCGGCGUCGCUGCACGACUUACAAGCGCCGCCGACUCGAUCCGUGAGCGAUCUCAGGCAAUUCUUCGAAGCGGUAGCUCGAGGGUCUGGCUCCACACCUUGCGCAUUCAUGCAAAGACACAGCGCACCGCCUAAUCCUGGACCAAGGGGCUUUACGUCACUUACAUGCGCCUGAGUUGACUUAGUACCUUUACCCGUGUAGUGUAACAGUGAAAGUCUUUUUCUGACAAAAGAACUGAAAAGAUAAGUUACAAGUGGUGGGCCCCUUAUCUCCUAUUGUACAUACUAUUGUAGAUAACUCACGGCGUUGACCGCCGGCUGUCGCACUAAGUCGUUCGUUUUAAGACUGUUAAAAGUAUUGUUAUAGAACUACCUAAUAUAAAUAAAUGAGAUGUAUCUAUCAA
This is a messenger RNA of Cydia splendana, 1701 nucleotides long. RefSeq lists its product as uncharacterized. The coding region runs from base 219 to 1472 and encodes 417 amino acids. The record is from RefSeq and is a predicted model, not a curated record. Lineage: Eukaryota; Metazoa; Arthropoda; Insecta; Lepidoptera; Tortricidae. The transcript has 3 exons.